Molecule: messenger RNA, 2292 nt
Organism: Ceraceosorus guamensis
Lineage: Eukaryota; Fungi; Basidiomycota; Exobasidiomycetes; Ceraceosorales; Ceraceosoraceae
Product: Zn-dependent exopeptidase
Exons: 3
Coding region: 1-2292 (763 amino acids)
Molecular function (GO): carboxypeptidase activity
Source: RefSeq, a predicted model, not a curated record
AUGUACUUGGAACAACCAAAAGCGGAGAGCGCCAAAGAGGCACUCAAGCGAUACACCAAGGUAACGCACGUAGCAGGCACGGAUGCCGACAAGGAGUCCGCUGUGGGCCUCGUGAGCGAGUGGGGCAGCCUGCUGGGAGCUGAAGUGCCAGACGACCCAACCAAGCUGGUCUUUGAUGCUGGUUCUCACGACGCCAUCCGAUACAUGACGUCAACGGGUCGUAGCCCGCGGGUCUGGGUGGACACAUACAGCUCCUGGCUGAACUACCCAGUCUCUUCCAGCCUGAAGCUGCGCAAGGCGGACUCCCAAGAGGCGUACUGGCAGGCCAAGCUCAAAGAGGACGUUGUCGACGAGCUGCCGGAGCUGAAUUGGGAUGUGCCUGUGUUUCAUGGCUACUCCAAGUCUGGCAUCGCCAAUGGACCCAUCGUGUACGCGGCACUUUGCACCAAGAAAGACUUUGAGGAUCUGGCUAGAAAGGGCGUCAAAGUGGAAGGUGCCAUCACGCUCUGCAGGUACGGCGGUCCCUUCAGAGGCUUAAAGGUACGCGCCAGCGCCGACAACGGCGCCGUCGGCACGCUCAUCUACAGCGACCCUGCCGAGGACAAUGGCGUCACCGAAGCGAAUGGCCACAAGCCUUACCCUGAUGGACCUGCUCGUCAACCUUCGUCUGUGCAGCGUGGCAGCGUGCAGGCUUUGUCCAUCGCACCAGGAGACCCAUCCACCAUCGGGUUCCCUUCUUACCGCAAUGCCUCCCGCGAGUCACCCGAGACUGCAGACUCGCUCCCCACCAUCCCUUCGCUCCCCAUCUCUUUUGAAGAUGCGAAAGCGCUGCUGCUGGCGGUCCAAGGCAAGGGUGUCAAGGCAGCCGAAGUAGGCGACAACUGGGUGGGACAGGUGCCGGGUGUCGAAGAAUACUGGACUGGCCCCAGCGAGGACAUCGCAUCGCUCGACAACCAAAUGACCGACAUUGGACAGGUACACGACAUCUGGAACACGUAUGCAUACAUUCCUGGACAAAUACAAGAUGAAAUCGUCAUGAUUGGCAAUCAUCGCGAUGCCUGGACAUACGGUGCGGCCGAUCCGAGCAGCGGUACUGCCGCACUCCACGAAGUCGUCAAGGGUCUUGGUGCUCUCAGAGCCAAAGGAUGGGCGCCACUUCGCAGCAUCAUUGUUGCGAGCUGGGAUGCCGAGGAGUAUGGACUAGUUGGUUCUACCGAAGCUACCGAGGAUUAUGCUCAGUUCUACCAGCAAAGAGUCGUCGCCUACCUCAACUCCGACGUGGCAGUGUCCGGUCCUGGUCUAUUUACAGGCGCUAGUCCUUCACUUUCGGAUCUGCUGAUCAAGGCUGGUGCCGCAAUCACAGACCCCGAUGGUGAUGGCAAGGAGACGCUCAAAAUCGAGCACCCCGGCGCUCUCGGCUCCGGAUCCGACUACACUGGCUUUUUGCAGCACCUCGGCAUUGCAUCUACCGAUCUGGGCUUCAGAGGUGGCAUAGGUGCAGCAGCUACGAGCGAUUUUGCUUCGCCCGAAAAGGCUGUCGACAGGAAAGCCAAGUAUGCGGGGCCAGUCUACCACUAUCACUCGCGAUUCGACUCUUUCCCUUGGAUGGAAAAGUUUGGUGAUCCCACAUUCAAGCACUUUGAGGCUGCAGCCAAGCUUCUGGGCUUGUCGCUUCUAAGGCUGACUUCCGAGCUCGAAAUUCCGCUCAACAUCACGGCAUACGCCAAUGAGCUUGAUCGCUACUACGACAAAGUCAACGACAAGCUCGAGACUGCGAGAUCAGACCGUGCGCUCGACAUCGCAGAGACGGAAGAAAAGGAUUUGGCCAAAACGUUGCGCGGACUUGAGAAGACGAUCAAGUCUGUGCAAGCCAAUGCGCGCGGGUUAGAUGAGCGCCGAGCUCACCUGAGCAAAGAGAUCAAGCACCUCCUCGCCAAUCUGCCCGCAGCCCAAGUGGAGCAAUCCACAUCCAACUCUCGUCGUCCAGGGGACGACUUCAGAAAGCUUUUCCACCUCCUCCAAGCGCUCCAAGUGUCGAACAAACGGGCGACGUACUUUGAGCGCGGCUUCAUUUCGAGAGAAGGACUCAAAGGUAGACCAUGGUACAGACAUUUGGUCGUCGCGCCUGGAAGAUGGCUAGGAUAUGGUGCGACCACUUUCCCGGGCAUCACUGAGGCCAUCACCCUGGACAAGGGUCAAGGUGCUGUCGCCGAGGUCAAGAGGCUGGACCAGCUCCUUGGCGCCAUUGCUAAGCGUCUUCAAGUGCGCCGCACCCACCGCAAGGCGCACUAG